Molecule: messenger RNA, 5768 nt
Organism: Melanotaenia boesemani (Boeseman's rainbowfish)
Lineage: Eukaryota; Metazoa; Chordata; Actinopteri; Atheriniformes; Melanotaeniidae
Gene: ppl
Product: periplakin
Exons: 22
Coding region: 144-5438 (1764 amino acids)
Biological process (GO): intermediate filament cytoskeleton organization; wound healing
Cellular component (GO): intermediate filament; membrane; cytoskeleton
Molecular function (GO): structural molecule activity; cadherin binding
Source: RefSeq, a predicted model, not a curated record
ACAGCUGAUGAGCUCAUUCUCCGGUUGCGCGGACCCAGCAGACGCCUGCACAAACCUCUCACACGCACCAGCGGAGCGCGCGGACACCUAUCACUCACCUGUCCUCCUCGGCUGUUGGGAAGCCAGACAGGUGACCUGCCAACAUGUUUAAGAGAAAGAGUAAAUCCACCGCUAUCACUCAACCAAAACCCGCCGCAGCCGCCACUUCCUCCUCUGAGCUGGGUGCUCUCAUCGAGAAGCUGCAGAAGAAUGCUGAUAAAGUGGAGAAGAACAUCUAUGAUAUCGAGCAGAACCUGAACAAGGACGUGAGUAAGAUCAACGAAGGGAAGCAACCUCUGUAUCAAGAUGACACCAACAAGAGGAUCCUCAAUUCUAUGGAGCUGCUUAACGGCCUGGACGAGGACGCCAUCGAAGCCAAGCGCCUCCACCAUCCCCAGGCGGAGAUGAUAGAGCACGACAUGAGGCAGCUGCGUGAGCGGGUGACAAAGCUAAGGGAGGACCAUGAUCGUAUCUACCACCUGCUGCGUACCGAAGGGAAGCCCAGCAUCAACUGGGGCAACAUGAUGGAUGAGAAGAUGGACAACCUGCAGAACAAGGGCUUUGGUCUGGACCUGCCAUCGGUGGAGAAUGAGGUGGAGGAGCACAACAUCUUCCACAGCGAGGUGGAGGCUCUGGCUCCUCACAUCUCCACCGGCUCAGACAAGGAAUACAUCAGCAGCCUCCAGAUGAAGUACAACAAACUGCUGGCCAGCUCCAGUGCUCGCCAGCGUGACCUGCUCAGCCUCAGGGAUUACAUGCAGCGCUGCACCAACGAGCUGUACUGGAUGGACCAGCAGGCGGAGGAGAGGAUCAGCUAUGACUGGAGCGACACCAACCUGGACUAUCCUGCCCGCCAGAGGCAGUAUGAGAACUUUAUGAGUAAAUGUCUGGAGUCUAAAGAGAGCACCAUCAACAAGCUGAAUGAGGAUGGAGAUAAACUGGUUGCAGCUGAGCAUCCAGGGAAGAACGUCAUCGAGGCUCAUAUGGACGCGGUCAACGCCGACUGGAAGGAGUACCUGAACCUGCUCAUCUGUGAGGAAACCCACCUGAGACACAUGAAUGAAUAUCAUAAGUACCACAAGGAGGCCCGCGACACUCAGGACCUGCUGAAGCGGCUGGAUGCGGAGGUCAACCAGAAGUACAACCCAGAGUUCAAGGAUGUCUAUCAAAUGGAGGGACUGAUCUCGGAGCUUGAUGACCAAGCUAAAGCUGUGGACCGCUUUGAAGAACGUGUGAAGGGUCUACAGAAGAGAAGCCUGCAGGUUUUACCUCUGAAGUACCGAAGAGAGACGCCCCAGAAGCUGCUGCCCAUCGAAGCUCUGUGUGAUUUCGAGACAGAUGAGGGACAGAUUUGGCGUGGGGAAACGUACACUCUGCUCCGAAACAAUGGUGCAAAAUGGGAUGUGAAGAAUGCGGCUGGACAUAAACUCACCAUCCCGGCUGUUUGCUUCAUGAUGCCCCCCACAGACCCAGAGGCAGUUACCAUCUCUGACAACCUGGCCAGCCAGCAGAAAGCCAUCAAACAGAAGAUGACAAGCAGCAAGGUGACUCUCCAGAAACGCCUGGAUGAGCUGAAGAGGGACGGUGGAGCUGCCACUGCUACAGACAAACAGGAACAGCAGUGCCGCCAGCUGAUGGCUGGUCUGGAUAAGGUCGUCACUGACCUGGACAAACAAGAAAAGGCCAUUUAUGCUCGAGUGCGUCCCCCACUGGAGCAGAACCGGCCUCUGCAGGACAGCGCUGACCGCCUGCAGAACAUGAAAGAUAUUGCUGCAGCUGUCAGCAGGAUUGAACCAGAGAAGUCCUCCAAAGUUCAGGAGGCAAAGAGCUUCUUGGUCUCAAACCCCAGCUCAGCCAGCGCACCUCAGCUUCACAGCAAAGUGGAUGAAGCCAACAAGAAAUACACCAAGAUUGAGCAGCUUCUUAAGUGCUCUCAGGAGAAGCUGAAGAACUCCAACCAGCUGGAGACGUCUCUUCAAAAUGGAAAAACUCUGCUUUCCACCUACGAGAACAAGCUGGCCAGGGAGGAGGUUGCUCCAGCUGACGUCACCUCGUUGGAGAAGACUCAGCGGGAACUUGCAGACAUUGGAUCAGAUCUGAGGUCCCAGAGGUCGGUGAUAGUUGAGACGGAGCAGAACCUGCGCUCGGCCAAAAACAGCUGCGAUAACAUGGCCAACAAAUUUCAGGAACACUGUCCUGACAUAGAGCGACAGGAAGCUGAGGUCCAGAAGCUCAACAAGCGCUUCAACAACCUGAACCGGCAGAUCGACUCCAGGUCUCAGAGCCUGCAGAGAGCCAAAAUGGCAUACAACAACUACCACAAGGACUACGACAACCUGAACAGCUGGCUGUCUCGUGUCCCCAACUAUGAGCCCCGGGAAACGGAUGACGUGAGGCAAGUGGAGACCAAGCUGAAGAACCAGAGGAACCUGCUUUCUGACAUCGCAAGGAAGGAAUCUGACCUAAACAGCGUCUCCAAAAACGCCCAGCUUUACCAACAAGCUGUCAAAGACUACGAGUCGGAAACUGAGAAGUUCAGGUCCAUUCUAGAUCUGGAGGAUGGACUUGUUCCUCAGACGUACAAGAGGAGCAGACUGGAAUCACCGGCACUGGCGGUCAAGGCAGAGGAAGCUGCUAUUGAGGCGAAGUUUACUGAGGUGAACGCCGUUAAUAAGCAGCGACUGCAGAAUCUGGAGUUUGCCCAAAGUCUCCUCAACCAGCAACCUGAGAUCCCCAUGAUCCAGGCUACCACCGUCAAGUCAGUCAAUGCUGCUGCCCCUGGAGAGGAGCCCUGGAGAAUCAAGAAGCAGCUGGAAGAAGAGAUCCAGAGGAGGGAGCAGCUAGAGAAAGAAAUUCAGAGCAUCCAAACCGAAAUUUAUUCUCUGGAAGGACAGAAGCCCCAAGAUACAAUUGUCAAGAAGGAACUGAUUAAAAAGGUUCCCGACCCCCAGUUGGACGAGGAAGUCCACAAGGUCCAGCAGAAGCUGUCUGAGGAGCGGCGCUCCACCCACGUCCUGGAGAACGACCUGGAAGUGCUGAAGCUGAAGCUGCGUGGCCUGGAGACCGAGCUGAAAGAAGGAGCCCAGCAGUACACGGUGAAGGAGGUGCUGCGUAUAGAGAGAGACCGCGGCCAGGAGGAGGAGAUCCGCAAGCUUCGGGAUGAGCUGGAAGAGCUGAGGAGGCAGAAGAUGAUGAAGGACAACCAGCUGAUCCAGAUACAAAAGCAGGUGACUCUUCUGGCUGAGGAGAAGAACAAAGAGCAAGAGGUGAUCACAGAAGAGGAGGUGAUCAAAGUCCAGAACGACCCCCAGCUGGAAGCAGAGUACAGGGUCCUCCUCGACCGCAAACAGAAAGAAAUGGAAGGUAGGAAGCAGCUGGAGGAUGAGCUGCAGUUUCUUCAGGACAAACUCCGGAGGCUGGAGAAGGAGAAGGCCAUGGCAGAGGAGAAGAUUUCCAUCAAGGAGGUGCUGAAGGUGGAGAAAGAUGUUGCCUUUGAAAGAGAAGUAGAAAACCUCAGAAGGCAGUAUGAGGAUGAGAAGGCCCGGCGACGAUCCUCUCAGCGAGAGAAGGCCGACCUCCAGAGGAAAAUCUCAAGCCUAGAGGAGGAGAAGUCCAAGGUCCUGAUCCAGGAGAAGGUUCGGGAGAUUGUCCGCCCUGAUCCCAAGGCUGAGAACGAAGUGGCCAACCUCCGUCUGGAGCUGGUUGAACAUCAGAGGCGCUACAGAGACGCAGAGCUCCAACUGAAAUCCCUGCAGGAUGAGCUGGUGAUGCUCAGGAACAGAGGACCUCAGGUGGAGGUCAAAGAGAUCAUCAAAGAAGUCAUUAAAUACAAGACGGAUCCGCAGACCGAGCGAGAGCUGGAAAGACUUCGCAAUGAAAUCGUCGAUAAAACCCACCAGACAGAGAAGUCGGAGAUGGAAAUCCGUCAGCUUCGGGAUGAAAUUGACAGAUGGAAGGAGACUAAACCCCAAGUUCAGACUAAAGAGGUGGUCAAUGAGGUGAUGCAGUACAGAGAAGAUCCCAAGACCAAGGAGGAGGUGGAGACUCUGAAAAAGAAGCUGGCGGACGAACAGAAGAAACGUCUGGAUCUUGAAAGAGAACGGUCAGCCCAGGAGGAGAAGAUCAGACUCCGGAAGAUGGAUCUGUCUCAGAUACGAGAGAAGGUCAUACAGCAAGAAGUAGUCAAGAUGGAAAUAGAUCCUCUCCUCAAGUCUGAGUGCGACACCUUCUCACAAAACAUCAGCAACGAGCAAAAGCAGAAGGAGAACCUGAAGGCGGAGCUGUACCGGCUACAGAGACAAAUCGCAGAGCUGGACCUGCAGCUGGAGGAGCUGGAGCGCGAGCGCAGGGCCCGCCGCGAUGCCGAGCUAGAGAUCCAGAGACUCCGGGUCAGACUUCACGAGCUGGAGAUCCGGGACAAAGAGAACCGGGAGAAGGUGACUGUCAAACAGAAGGUGGUGCUGCAGCAGGACCCUCAGCAGGAGAAGGAGCACUCCAUCCUCAGACUGCAGCUGGACGAGGAGCGCCACAAACGGACCCUCCUGGAGAAGGAGCUGAACGUCCUCAUCCAGAGGCAGCUCACACUGGAGAAGAUGGAGGUGAAGGAAAGAGUCGUGCGCACAGAGAAGGUCCAAGUUGAGAGGGACCCGGAGGCCGAGAUCGAGAUCGAGAACCUGAAGAGAACCUUAGAAAAUGAGAAAAGAAGAAAGCGCGAACUGGAGGUGGAGCUGUCCUCCAUCACUUCUAAGCUAUCAGACAUGGAGUUCUCCAACACCAAGUCUACUAAAGAGCUGGACUACAUCCGAGAGGAGAGCAACCGUCAGCAGCUCGAAAACCAAAGGUUGCAGAACGAGAUCCGCAAGCUUCGCUCUGAGAUUGAGAUCACCAGCAAGGAGACUCGCCUCAUCACCGAGACCUCGCCCAGGGAGGAUGGGAAGAACCUGGAGCUGAGGCUGGACUCGCUGCAGAAGGAACUCACCGAGCUCAGAGGCAUCACGGCCCAGAAGGAGGAGGAGAUCCAGAAGCUCCAGAAGAGCCUGGCAGCAGUGAGGAUGAAGAGAGAGCAACGGGAGAGCCACCUCCGCAGAUCCAUCGUCGUCAUUGACCCGGACACGGGCAAAGAGAUGCGGCCCGAGGAGGCAUACAAGCAAGGCCUGAUCGACUGGAAGAUGUUUGUCAACCUGCAGAGCCAGGAGUGCGACUGGGAGGAGAUCACGGUCAAAGGCCCUGGGGGAGAAUCCUCUGUACUUCACGACAGAAAGUCUGGGAAGAAGUUCUCCAUCGAUGACGCGCUGCGUUUCGGGCACAUCACGCAGCGCCAGCUUCAGCAGUACAACAACAAAGAAAUCUCCAUCCAGGAGUUUGGUGCCAUGGUGUCGGGCAAGAAGUCCACUCUCUAAGUGUCAUGUUUCCUCUGUCGCUCUGAAGGAUUUCAUCCAGACUAAAAGUCCUUCAGCUCCUCCUUAGAUUCUCCUUAUGGCUUUAUUUAGUAUUUUAUCUGUGGUUCCUGAAUGCAGCAUGUUUCUCUUGGCUGUUUUGUGGUACUGGCAUUAAUAAAUGGCUACGUUAAACCACCUUCCUAACACUGGAUGCUGGAGUAAAAACUUCCACAGGGGCUUUCAUUCUUUAACUAUGUACCAGGGCUGAUGUAUGAAUUCAGAUUUAUAAAUGGGCUUAAUGUUUGGUUUGUUAUCUCAGAGAAUGUUAAUAAAAACCUGAUUAAACUGAAA